Molecule: messenger RNA, 4028 nt
Organism: Paralichthys olivaceus (Japanese flounder)
Lineage: Eukaryota; Metazoa; Chordata; Actinopteri; Pleuronectiformes; Paralichthyidae
Gene: tmem109
Product: transmembrane protein 109
Biological process (GO): cellular response to gamma radiation; intrinsic apoptotic signaling pathway in response to DNA damage by p53 class mediator
Source: RefSeq, a predicted model, not a curated record
UUCUUUUCAUCGCACACUCACUUUUUCCACAUCCUGUUGGAAAAAGUUAGUCUGACACAUCUGAUCUUCUGCAGCUCGUUGUUCUCAGGCGUGUUCCCCGGAGGAGCGUGUGUGCUGUCAUCAUGUCCUCUCGGUGUUUCAGCGGACUGUGGGCGGCUGUGAUCGCCGUCUUGUUUGCGGCCGUUUCGGGGGAGAAAGUAGUGGAGAGUCGCUCCGGGAUGAUCCAGGAGCUCCGAGCAGCCCUGGCCGACCUGGCCGGGGAGGGAAGGACCUACCUGGGCAGACUGGCCGGGGAGCAGACGGUGCUGUCGGUACAGAAGGCUUUCUCUCAGGUUCUGAGUGUUGUUGCAGGGAGUUUGGCCAGUGGUCUUAACGUGCUCCUACAGUAUGUCUCACAUUUCCUGCAGGCGUCUGGAAUUCAAGUCGUCUUCCCCGUCAACAAAGUGACUCCAGAGGGGCUGAUCUUUUUUGCUCAGUGGCUUCUCGUGGCUCUCAUUGGCUACUGGCUGGUCUCCCUUGCCUUCUGUUUAGUCGCCUCCACUCUGAGGCGGGCCCUGUGGCUGCUGAAACUGGGUGUGGCCGUGGCCUGUUUUGGACUCAUCCUGAGAGACCACAGCGUGGGCACAGAAACCAUGGCCAUCCGAUUGGCCGUCCUGGUGUGCAUCUGCGUCCUAUUGGGCGUCGGGUUCUCGAAGGGCUCUGAUGUGGCUGAUAAAACUGUUCACCUGGAGGAGCAGGUGAAGAUCCUGGAGAGGCGACUGCGAGAGAUGGAGAAGUGGACAAAGGUGGACUGAGCUACACAAGAUGAAACACCGUGGAACUUCAAGAGACUUUUUUUUACACUAUACAUGUUUUCUAUGUGUCGAAAAGAAAUGCAUUUCUUUCAGUUGUUACUGACAAAAAUAUAAUUACUCUAUCAUUCCAGGCAACAGAUUCCUGUAAAAAUGCCUACCAAGCACCUGAUAUCACUCUUCUUAUUUCACUCUCGGAAAGAAAACGAGCAUGUCUUUGGGAUUUUUUUUUUUUCUAAAUGGUACCUCAACUCUUGAGAAUAGUAAUAAUACAUCCAGUCAAAUGUUUUAACAUGAUGAGAAAUGUUUUAGUCUCAGGUUUAUACAGAGGUUAGAGGGCUGCUGUGGUUCAAUCAUGUACCUACUCCCAUUCAAGUCUUUCGAUCCUUUCAUACAGAGAGGCUACCAUACUGCCUUUACACCACACACACACACACACACACACACACACACAAUAACUGUAGCAUUGUUGUCCCAGCCCGCCAAUACAUAGAUGAAUCUAGGUUCUGCCUCCACUACUGACAAAGAUAUAACCGUUCAUGAACAUACCAAAUAGCAUAAUACUAAUAACAGGCUGGGUGUAUUGUGAUUGGUCCUCGAGCAGAGUCCAUAGUUUACGGCACACGGCAAUACGCUCUCAUGUACUCCCAGAAUGAGAGGCUCAAGUAAGGGCUGGUAAAGAGUCAGACAGGACCAGUAAAAACUUGGAACCAGGAUUUUUGCUGGUCCACUCGGCCACUGAUGCUGCGUCAUUUCUUCUGAUGCUCCCAGUGGUCCAGGUAUAGAAGGCAGUAUGUUUGUGAGAGAGAAAGAGAUGGAGCCCAAAAACCAGACCACUCAGUGAGUCCAGGUUUAUCCACUGUCACAGAUGAGCUGUCGGUCCAUCAAGAACAUGCUGCAGUUCACGAGGCUUCAUGAUGUCAACUCACGACCGAAACUUUGUUUGUAUCCACAUCACAUGGGCAGGUUCACAGAUCGAAUAUGUUGCAUUAUAUCAGAUAUUUGUGUUGCUACAUGCCUACAGCAACAGUAUCGGCCCAAUCAUUCACAACAAACUGUACAUCCGAACAGUGUGCCGAAGCAUGUGAACGACCUCUGCCCAAACAAGACACUAAGUUCCAGCCUUUAAAGGCUUUGAAGUGUGUGCGUGAGAGAGAGAGAGAGAGAUAGAGAGAGAUAUGCUGGACCCUAAGAGGCAACGAGGCAGCAGCACUUCAACUGACUGUGCUGUGUCAGUUGCCUCCAAGGCUUAACACGUGUUACCACACUGAUUUUGUCGUCUAUUCAUUAUAAUCGUAUUAUUUUCCUGUCUUGACUUGACUACAAAACAGACUUAAUGCUGGGGAAUUUGUUUAUUGCUUAUUAAAGACACAGACAUAUAUUCUUCUUUUUCCUGUUGGAGAUGCUUCACUCUUGUCUGAUCAUUUUCUCUGCAUCUCAUGUAUCUGUUGAGCAGUGUGUGACUCACUGGAAUCAGUGUUUUCUCUCUGGGGCAGAAGGAAGGUGCUGCUCUACUUAAAUAUAUUCUUGUCAAGAAAACAAACUGUAUACAGCUACAUUUAUUUUCCUAUCACGACAUUCUAUCGUCAUAUUUUUCUUGUGUUGCUAUAGCAAAUAAAAACUGCCCCUCUUCCUGUGUACUUGCUGCAGUACAAUAUGUUGUUUAACCCUCUACUCUGUCUACAUCAGCAAGUGCAACCAUUGGUCAAAGUAGGCCAGCUGUGCAUGGUUUCCUGUCAAGCAGUGUUUGAUCUGUUUCAUGUCAUAAUCGAUGUAAACAUGAAGUGCCAUCACUGACAAACAUGGCAACUCUCAUGAAACAGAUGUGGAAUGUGGCCUUAUGUCAUAAAACAACCUAUUUGACUGGAAUCUGAAAUUAAUCUUUAGGGGGCAAACUACCUAGAAUUGACUCUUUCUCAAACUGUAGUCUCUACUCAGUUUUACACAAGCACUUCAGUUGAGGAACUCCAGAAUGCCACUUUAUUCAGACGUUACAUUGUACAUAAAAAGCAUGAAGAAAUACAAAAUGAGAGGUAGGAGGCCAAUGUCAGAGUUCACUGGCAGAAAGUGGAUGUGGAGCCCCAACUCCAGUAACAUCCACAACCUUUAACUACAACUACACUAAGUGAAUUAUAUUUGUUACAUUUUACACACACACAAAUAUAUUUCUAUCUUUGUGAGGGGACUAACUAUCUUGUAACGAGUAUUGACCCCCAAACAGAUCUUAAAAGGUCAGAACAAGAAGAUUGGUCAAAAUUCCCUCACCCCAUAUGGUCCAAUAGUGGUCCAUAGAUAGAAGUACUAGUACACACACAAAAUCUAAAGAUUUUCAACUUAAUGAAAACACAGUAUGUCUUCCUGUUGCUACAUGUUAGGAUCAUCAAAGCUUAAAACCACAGCUUUUAUUUUGCUGUCCAAGUGAAAACUCAGCCAAUAAUAUAGACGGAGGAGAAAUGAGGCCACUGUCACCUUCAGGGUAAAAGCAGCACCACUGAAAAUCAUUGUAUACAUAUCCCCAGAUGUUCAUAUCACAAAGCUACAUUUUCCGGAGUGAGAUUUGUCUGGGACACAAGUAUCAAAAGCUGUGGAAGGAUGAUGAGUGAUAUGUUUGUUUUUUGCUGUAAUAGUAAGAAGGCAAGAGGUCACACUGAAGGCAGUCAAAGUGGUUCGUCUGGUCACAUUCUUGUGGUUUAGCCGUUAUUGGUUACAACAGCCACACUUGGCAGCAAAACCAGUUCAUUUGGAUGGAAUCACAGUGUUAAUAUCUUCAAUUUGACUGUGACACACAAAUUCAUAGCAACUAUUAGCAUAUCCUGAAUGAGCUGACCUAGGAGGCAUAGGAUCAAAAAACGAGGUAGCUAUAGUUUUAGCAAUUCCCUGGCAUAAUAUAGGGCCUGGAUUUAAAGUCGGCCCAAAAAAACCCUGGUUCACUAUUUACCAGUUGGAUUGUGAUUAGCCAGUUCAGAACAUGGACCUUGAACAUCUAGUCAUGUUGUAGCUAGGGCCUGUACUUGUAGAGUCGUAUAGAAAAUGUUUUAGUAAUUCAGUCAUUCAUAGACUCGCUUCAGAUUCACAAGAACAGCAAACCUGGCACCAGGUACAGUGCACCUGCAGGGGCCCCUGGUCCUGCUCACACACUGAUCAGUCCCUGACCUGAUCUAUACAAAACUCACCGGCAUUAGUCAGCCAAUGUUAGCUGACAAGUCUGAUUCAAUGCACAAGUUAACUGCAUUAGAA